AUGGCCCCCGUCCAGGUCAAGAAGAUUUGCUGCAUCGGCGCGGGCUACGUCGGAGGCCCGACUUGCGCGGUCAUCGCGCUCAAGUGCCCCCACAUUCAGGUCACCAUCGUCGACCUCAAUCAGGCGCGUGUCGACGCGUGGAACUCACCCGACUUCAACCUCCCCAUCUACGAGCCUGGCCUUGAGGACGUCGUCCGCCAAGCUCGCGGCCGCAACCUCUUCUUCUCCACCGACGUCGACAAGGGCAUCCGCGAGGCCGACCUGAUCUUCGUCUCUGUCAACACUCCCACCAAGAAGUCUGGUGUCGGGGCUGGAUUUGCCGCUGAUCUCAACUAUGUCGAGUCUGCGACCCGCCGCAUUGCCGCCGUCGCGACCUCGCCCAAAAUCGUCGUUGAAAAGUCGACCGUGCCCUGCAGGACGGCCGAGUCCAUGCGUACCAUUCUCGAGGCCAACUCGAAGGACGGCGUUCGCUUUGACAUCCUCUCCAACCCCGAGUUCCUCGCGGAGGGCACCGCCAUCGCGGAUCUCUUCAGCCCCGACCGUGUCCUCAUCGGCUCGCUUCAGUCGCAGGAGGGCAAGGAUGCGUGUGCAGCACUGGCGUCGGUGUAUGCCAACUGGGUCCCGCGUGAGCGCAUCCUCACCGUCGGCCUCUGGUCAUCCGAGCUCUCAAAGCUCGCCGCGAACGCGAUGCUCGCGCAGCGCAUCUCCUCCGUCAACGCGCUCUCCGCGAUCUGCGAGGCCACCGGCGCGAACAUCGACGAGGUCGCGCACGCCGUCGGCUUUGACUCGCGCAUCGGCCCCAAGUUCCUCCGCGCGUCCGUCGGCUUCGGCGGCUCCUGCUUCCAGAAGGACAUCCUCAACCUCGUCUACCUCUCCGAGUCCCUCCACCUCCCGCAGGUGGCCGAGUACUGGCGGCAGGUCGUCGAGAUGAACGAGUACCAGAAGAAGCGAUUCUCGAAGACCGUCGUCGACACGCUCUUCAACACGAUCACCGGCAAGCACAUCGCCGUCCUCGGCUUCGCGUUCAAGGCCGACACGGGCGACACCCGCGAGUCGGCGUCGAUCACGCUGAUCCGCGACUUCCUCCUCGAGCGCGCGUACGUCACCGUGUACGACCCGAAGGUCGAGGAGGAUCAGAUGUGGAUGGACCUCGCCGAGGCGCUCCCCUCGAUGCCCCUCGAGCAGAUCAAGAAGCAGGUCACCAUCGUGCACUCCGCGCUCGACGCGUGCAAGCAGAAGGAGGCGAUCGUGAUCGCGACGGAGUGGAAGGAGUUCAAGGAGAUCGACUGGGAGGCCGUCUACGCGCAGAUGUCGAAGCCCGCGUUCGUCUUUGACGGCCGCAUGAUCCUUGACGAGGCCAAGCUCAAGAAGAUCGGUUUCACGGUCAAAGUCAUUGGCCGCGGCGACCGUCUGUAG
Molecule: messenger RNA, 1416 nt
Organism: Epithele typhae
Lineage: Eukaryota; Fungi; Basidiomycota; Agaricomycetes; Polyporales; Epitheliaceae
Product: UDP-glucose dehydrogenase
Exons: 5
Coding region: 1-1416 (471 amino acids)
Biological process (GO): glycosaminoglycan biosynthetic process
Cellular component (GO): cytosol; nucleus
Molecular function (GO): UDP-glucose 6-dehydrogenase activity; NAD binding
Source: RefSeq, a predicted model, not a curated record